UCUCAAAGCAACAUAACUAAAAACCUAUAGUGCUAAGCUUUGAACAUUGUUCAACAAAAAUCACAAGAUGAAGGUGAGAUUUUUUGCUUUGUUCUUACUCAUUUCAGGUAUUCAAGCCAUAUCAACCUCAAACUUCAACACUUCCGAAGAUAAGGGCCUCAUCCAGAGCAAUGGAGAAGCACAAAAACUUCUUGGAAAGUUGCAUGAAAGCAUAAAAGAAUCAACAAGUGUGAAAUACCAAGUUGAAGAUAGGAAAGAAGAAGCAAUUGAUACUACAAGAAGAACACAAGGUGGAGGAAGUUCAGGAAGUAGCGGAAAACCAGGAAAUGGAGGCAGUGCAGAUGUUACUCGCAGACCACGUCCAAGUUCUGCGACAUCACAACCUCAUUUUUGUGUCUCAGUGUUUAUUCUUUCUGUAAAUUUGGCUUCUGUCAUAUUGUUCUUCUUCCACUAUGUCUGAUUUGAUGUAAUCCAUGCCAAGUAAUUAAGUUGAUGCUGAUAUGGAAAGGUUGAAAAUCUCAGCUUUUGCUGAUAAGUGGGAAUAAAUAAUGUAACUGAUUUCACUUUUUUCAUUUUGGAAUUACAAACUGUUUACUGAAUUCAUCAAUGUUAA
Messenger RNA from Vigna radiata var. radiata (mung bean), 613 nucleotides. RefSeq lists its product as uncharacterized. The record is from RefSeq and is a predicted model, not a curated record. Lineage: Eukaryota; Viridiplantae; Streptophyta; Magnoliopsida; Fabales; Fabaceae. The transcript has 2 exons. Bases 68 to 460 code for a protein of 130 amino acids.